AUGCCAGGGAUCGACCCGGAGAUUGUGGAGCAUCGUAUCCCCUUACUGUCGGAUGCGAAACCUGUGAAACAGAAGCUCAGGCGGAUGAGGCCGGAUUGGGUGCAGAAAAUCAAGGAAGAGGUCACCAAGCAGAUUGACACAGGUUUUCUCAUGGUCUCUCAAUACCCAACCUGGGUGGCCAACAUUGUUCCCGUUCCCAAAAAGAAUGGACAGAUUCGAGUUUGUGUUGAUUUCAGGGACUUGAACAGAGCAAGCCCCAAAGACAACUUUCCCUUGCCACACAUCGAUGUGCUUGUGGAUAAUACAGCGGGGCAUGCUUUGCUCUCGUUCAUGGACGACUUCUCGGGCUAUAAUCAGAUUCAUAUGGCACCCGAGGACCGUGAAAAAACCACAUUCAUCAUUGAGUGGGGCACUUACUGCUACUUGGUCAUGCCGUUUAGUUUAAAGAAUGUCGGUCCUACUUAUCAGCGGGCUGCAACAACUAUCUUGCACGACAUGAUGCAUAAAGAGGUGGAGGUUUAUGUGGAUGACAUGAUUGCCAAGUCCAAAACUCGAGAAGGCCACAUUCCUGUGCUUAAGAAGUUCUUCGAGAGGCUCCGCAAGUUUUGCAUGCGCCUCAAUCCACAGAAAUGCACCUUCGGGGUCAUAGCAGGAAAUAUGCUUGGUUUCAUGAUUACUUCUCGUGGAAUUGAGGUCGAUCCAUCUAAAAUCAAGGCAGUGCUUGAGCUGAAGCCACCGGAACAAGUGUCAAGCGGCCUUUACGUCUAUUCAGAACUACCUGCAGAACCCUCCGAUUUUGAUGCCGCUAGCGUCGGGAAAGCUUUUGAUUCUGUACUUGUCUGUGAACCCUUCAUCUAUGGGAUGUUUGCUGGCUUAAGAAGGGGAUAUGGGUGUCGAAAAGGCCAUCUACUACUGAAGCAAGAAGAUGGUCGGAUGCGAAGAACGCUACACCGCUCUGGAGAAGAUUAUCUGUUUGAGAAACCUGCGCUUACUGGUAAAUUAGCACGUUGGUUGCUCUUACUGGUAGAAUUCGAUCUCGAGUAUGUCACGAGGAAGUCCGUCAAAGGACAUGCUGUUGCGGAGUUUUUAGCGGAUCAUCCUGUUGAUGGGCCGGAGGAUUCUGAUUUUGUGUUUCCGGAUGAGGAGGUGCUAACGGUCGUUGAAGAUGUGUGGACUCUCUACUUUGAUGGGGCAGCCAACCAGAAAGGGUAUGGGAUUGGAGUAUUAUUGAUUACGCCUGAUGGCUCUCAUAUUCCGCUUGCAUUCAAACUCAAUUUCGAUGUCACAAAUAACCAAGCUGAGUACGAGGUCUGUAUUGUUGGCAUGGAAGCUGCUCUUACUCUCGGCGUUGAAAAGCUCGAGGUCAUUGGCGAUUCUAAUCUUGUUGUAUCUCAAGCCAAUGGGGACUGGAAAGUUCGUGAGAAAAGCUGA
This is a messenger RNA of Rhododendron vialii, 1431 nucleotides long. RefSeq lists its product as uncharacterized. The record is from RefSeq and is a predicted model, not a curated record. Gene Ontology annotation, molecular function: RNA-DNA hybrid ribonuclease activity; nucleic acid binding. The transcript has 4 exons. The coding region runs from base 1 to 1431 and encodes 476 amino acids. Lineage: Eukaryota; Viridiplantae; Streptophyta; Magnoliopsida; Ericales; Ericaceae.